CCAGCCGUGCCCCUUGCCCUCACUAUGCCCAGAGCCUUCUUGGUGAAGCGCCGGAGCCCGCAGCCGGCAGUGCGCAGCUGGGAUGGGCUGCCCGACGAGGAGAGAGCCGACACCUACAUCCCAGGGGGGAUCGGCUGCGUGCUGCUGGGCUAUGAGGACAGCUGCAGCCUGGAGAGCAGCGGGAGCAGCGGGACCCGGGAUGCUGAGCCCAGCGACCCCCCGACGCCCCAGCCUGCCUGCGGCGACCUGGGCAUGACCGGAGGGAUGCUGCUAGACCUGGCCGUCAAGCGCCCCGUGGUCAGGUCGAAAAUCAAGUUUACCACUGGCACCUGUAAUGAUGCUGCACUGCAUAGCUGCGAGCUGUGUGGCAAAGGCUUUCGCUUGCAGCGAAUGCUCAACCGUCACAUCAAGUGCCACAGCCAAGUGAAGAGACACUUGUGCACCUUCUGUGGAAAAGGCUUCAAUGACACUUUUGAUCUGAAGAGACAUGUCCGGACCCAUACUGGAAUUCGUCCUUACAAAUGCGAGGUUUGCAACAAAGCGUUCACCCAGCGCUGUUCCCUGGAGUCCCACCUCAAGAAGAUUCACGGUGUGCAGCAGCAAUAUGCCUACAAACAGAGGCGAGAUAAACUUUACGUGUGCGAAGACUGCGGCUACACAGGCCCCACGCAAGAGGACCUAUACCUGCACGUUAGUAACGUUCACCCUGGAAGUGCUUUCCUGAAAAAAACCUCAAAAAAACUUGCAGCAGUUUUGCAAAACAAACUGAGCCCUGUCCUGCAGAGGAACUCCAAGGAUGAUGACAAAGAUGAGUAAUGCAGUGGAUUACAGUGGUCUACAGGAAUGAAGUUUACAUGUAGGAUGAGAUAUAUAUAUAUAUAUUAUUUUUUUUAAACAAUUUUGAAAAAAGUACCUGCAAUUAAAGGGAUGCUUUAGUUGAUGGGACUCUCUUGUUGCUAGUAGAACCUCAACUGGAAAGAAAUAUUCCCAUUUAUGAUGGAAACAUCAAACUUUUUUUAUCUGGCCAAUAAAAAUGGAAAGCUUGGAAGAGGCUGUCACCUCUCAGAUGGAAUAUUUACUGAACUGACAUUUGGGCAAUCUGUCUUCCGUUUCAGCUCUACCACACAUCAGCUGCCACUAAGUUCACCUUUCCCCCUGCCACUAAGUUCACCUUUCCCCAGUGUAUUUUGUAAAGUUAAUUUCUGUUACCUCCUGUACCAAUUACUUUUGAGAGGUUUGAGUAAAAAGUGCCAGGUAAGAAGAGCUACUAGUACAUUGUUCUAUGCAAAUUUAAUUAAAGUGUCUUAAGAGCAAGAGUACAUUGUAUUGGUAAAUAAGUUAAAAUGUGCAAAUAACCUUAACUCUGCCCCCGUGCAGUAGCUAACAAUUUAUGGAAGGGUGAUCCAAGGUGAGUUGAAACUCUUCUGAAAGGAUGCAGAACUUUUCCUCCCAAACUUUCUCUACUGGCAAAUUACAUUAUUCCAGGGCAGACUUUUGGUUUUGCUUUAGGUACUUUAAGCCAUGAACUUACUCUUAUGUUUAGAUGCAAGUGGAACCUUAACUCUGAUGUUCCUGGACUUGUCAUGCUUUGAGGAUUAUUACCACAUCCUUUUAACAUACAUUAAUAUCAACCCAGAAACCCAAAGAAAACUUGAAGAUAAGUAUUUUCUGUCAUGAUGAAAUGCAGUUUUGUCUGUAUUUUAUGGAGGGGGGGAGGGAUGUUUGGGGAUUUUUUUUUGUUUUAUAAUCAAAUGCUUUGUCACUAAUACAACAGAGCAGUGCAAUGCAGUGAAAAGGGGGACUUAGCCUGUCUCUGCUUCACCAGAUCAGUGCAAAACUGCAGGCACGAAUCUGGCUGCUCAUCUGUAUCCACUGUCAGUUUAGAAGGGUCCUAGUGAGACUGAUGCUACCAGGGAAGGAUAUGAUGAUGAUGAUGAGGGACUGGUACUACCUCUCUGUGCUUUUGGAUUUCUGUAGUCCCACUCCAGCUCCUAUUGACCCAGGACAGUUAAGAGGGUAGCCUGUGGGGACUACUGAGUGUGAAUUUAGAGAUUUAAAAAAAAUAAAGCUGUACAUUUGGGGAGGAUAUGCUGUAUUCUAUAUAUGUUGAAACAACGGCUGAAAUUAAGCCACCUAAAAUACAGAGUGCAGCAUAGCCAGGACUUUCAUAGUCAUUACUGCUAAAAUGAGAGAUUCUGAGCAAUUUUGCAAGAAUUGUAAAAAAUCUUUUCAAUUUGCUUCAGUUUUCUGAGGCAUCUGCUUGGGUUUUUGUGGGGAAAAGAUUCUAAGGGUUUUAAAGCAUUCCUAAUGAUAUUAAUACUUUAUUCAGCACAACUGUCGGUGCCUGGGACCUUGAAAGCAAGGAUAAUAAAGUGAUGCUACUGUGUUAAGAACAAACUUGUCAUUCUCAGGAAAGUUCACAGAAUAAUAAAUGGGAAGUUGCUGGGAAAAAAACAUCUGAGGUAAAGUAGAAGAUCCUGACUUUGCGAAAAGCUUAUGCACUGAUCCCCAGUUCUUUGGAUAUCAUGCCAUUACAACUGAACAGUAUAAAGAGAAGGUUGCUCACUCUGAACGAAGCUUGCUUGCUGGCAAAUAAUCACAAAACUGCUGGGCUAAGGAAAGCAUUAACAGCUAGUUCAGCCAGUUGUGCUGGUGAGACUCCUCCAUAACCUGCUCAAUGAGGCCUCAGUCAUGAAACUGCUGAGUUCUGCUCCAGGGCGGGACUGUUUAGGACAGUCCCUCUGAGCAAAGAGAC
Molecule: messenger RNA, 2755 nt
Organism: Neopelma chrysocephalum (saffron-crested tyrant-manakin)
Lineage: Eukaryota; Metazoa; Chordata; Aves; Passeriformes; Pipridae
Gene: OVOL2
Product: ovo like zinc finger 2
Exons: 4
Coding region: 25-816 (263 amino acids)
Biological process (GO): regulation of transcription by RNA polymerase II; epidermal cell differentiation
Cellular component (GO): nucleus
Molecular function (GO): DNA-binding transcription factor activity, RNA polymerase II-specific; RNA polymerase II cis-regulatory region sequence-specific DNA binding
Source: RefSeq, a predicted model, not a curated record